Molecule: messenger RNA, 509 nt
Organism: Anastrepha obliqua
Lineage: Eukaryota; Metazoa; Arthropoda; Insecta; Diptera; Tephritidae
Gene: NdufV3
Exons: 1
Coding region: 115-417 (100 amino acids)
Cellular component (GO): mitochondrion
Source: RefSeq, a predicted model, not a curated record
GUAUUGUUGCGCUAAUUUAUCAGCUGCGAUUACGUGAACCGCAAAGGGAGCUAGUGGCUUUUUAACUAGUGAAAAAUAUCUUCCGCAAUUAGUAAAUAAUAUUAACAAGUGAAAAUGUUCACCCGCUCUCGUUUUCUUUUUCGACUGUCACGCCGUAGCUAUAACCAGGCAGCCCAAGAUAUGGCAGGAGUGAAGCCUCCUUCUGGUCCGGGUGGUAGUACAAGUGUCAAUACCAACGUGCCUGGCCUGAGCAGCAACAUUGUAAAGCCCACUUCUGAGCCCCUUGGUCCCGGGGCUUCUACCAGCGGCAAAUACAAAGUGCCUGAAUACUAUUCUUUCAACCGUUUUAGUUAUGCCGAAGCUGAAGUAGAAAUAGCCAAAUAUCGUCUACCUCAACCUUCAGCACACAAAAAGUAAUCGCGAGAACUUAAAGGAAACAAGAUGAGUGUGUAAAAGGUUUAUGGAAAUGUUACGAAAAUAAAAAUUCAGUUCUCUUAUUUAAAAUUAAA